CGCGUGACAGGAAUGUACAACUGCAGGGUGAGUGAAUGUUGCACGAUCAGGGCUAAAGUUGUACGGGGCUUGUGGACAUGGAAUGGCAGGGGCACCCGACAACACUCCAGCCCUCCACCGGGCAACAUGGCCGCCUCCACGGGCUCCAGACCACCACCGAGCAAAACAGCGGCCAGGAGGGAGGCUUUCCCUCGGAACUGUCCCAGAAAAGGACGGGAGCUACACAACUGGAACUCGCCGGCUCUAGUCAAGAUGGCGGGGCUACGCAGUAUGUUUAUGUGGCGGCGGAGAGCUCGGAGACGGACUCCCAGCACCAAGGAUCGGCCCAAACGCUGACCUACACACAAGCAGGGAUCGUCUCCGAGAUUUCAGCGACGGAAGGGAAUAACUCCGUCAUCCUGCAUGUAGCAGAAGGGAAGGGGAUUCAGGAGGAACAGGGGAUCGUGACGGGAGGGCAAGAUGGCGGCAGUGCUGGCGGAAAUGGCGGGGAGGACUCCAAUCAGGUUUUCGUCAUCAUUCCUCUCGGUAUGCUGCGCCAUGUCGACAACAAGGGGGAGGGGGGCGUGGAGAGUUGGGAGGGAGGGCGGCAUCAGGUGGUUGCAGGGUACGAUGGUGCUCAGAACGUGGCUUUAGCUUUACCAAACACUACUCAGCCCCCCUCCCACCCCGUGAGAGCAGAUGUAGGUCAAGGUUCAAGUGAGGAAGUUGCUGAAAAGAGCUCAAGCUCAAACCAAGAAGGGGGGGCCGAAGGGGGUGCCAACCAACUCAGCUCGCAAGACAGGGCGUGUCUUGAAGAGCUCGAGAGAGGUUCGCAACUCAGUGCUGAGGAGAAAGAACUCCUCGAGGAAAGCACGCAACAAGCUGGCAUACAGAUACACGAACUUGACUUUCAAGCCAGCAGCAAUGUGAACAGCACAACGCUCAUGACCCCGCAAGAGCUCGAGCGAAUGCCCGAACACGGUCUAGAAUUCGAGGAAUCUGUCGGCCCAAAGGAGUCUGAAGAAAGAGACCAGGCAGUUGGCAUUCAAAAUGAAGGAAUGAUAAACUUUAAUCCGACAGACAAUAGAGCAGCAGUGACUGUGCAGCCUGAUGGCGUAAUACAAAGCGCGGGAAAUGUUGCAGGGGCUUCUGGUACGCCCAACUCGGACGUAGUCUUCACGAGCGUCGUGUCCUCCAACCAAGUGAACCACAUCCUAAAGGUCGACAGCGAAGGAAACCUUAUUCUUCCAACCACCGACGUUGGUGGUGCUCUUCUCGCUGGGUCGUCCAACUCAGGGAUUUCGCUAGGGGGUGUCAAUGUGUCCAUGCAACCGACAUCGAUAAUUCUUCAAAACAGCGGGACGUCUUCGAUUAUAUUAAAUGCAGGUCCAUCCGGACUGUCGGUGACGUCGGGUAACACGUCCACACCUCUAGACUUAUCGAACAGUUCUGAAACAGAGGACAGUUCUGGUAACAGUAAAAACAAGAGCGCAAAAGACACCUACAUUAUUGACAACUCUUACAUAGGCGGUUCUAAUUUAGAUGUUAGCAAAGAUGACUCGCCGACGCAGGUUUACAUCUGUCCCGAACAGGGGUGCGGAAAAAUUUGCAGUAAAAAGGCCAAGUUCAAGCUGCACAUGCUAUCGCACACGGGCGAACGUCCGUACAAGUGUUCAUAUGAGGGCUGCCAGUGGGCCUUCACGACGGCGUACAAGUUGAAGCGCCAUGAACAGUCGCACGACGGGAGCAAGCUGUACAAGUGUGAACUGGCGGGUUGCGGAAAACGGUUCACGACCAUCUACAACCUGAAGCACCACAUGAAGGGACAUUAUAACCAGAACGUGGAAGUGUGCACGUAUGAGAACUGUGGACAGACCUUCAAGUCCAAGUACAAGCUGCAGAUGCACAUGAGGAAACACAUCCCCCCUGAUCGACCUUUCAGAUGCGACUUUCCGGGCUGUGGCAAGACGUUUGUGACAGCGAGUUCCUUCGGCUCCCACCACCGUAUCCACGAGAAGGAAGAGACGGAGUUCACCUGCUCGUUCGAGGGCUGCAACAAGAAGUUUGACAAGGCCUGUCGUCUGAAACUGCACAUGCGGAGCCACACGGGGGAGAGGCCGUUUGUGUGUGGUGUAGAGGGUUGUGGUUGGUCGUUCGUCUGUGUAUCCAAGCUGAAGAGGCACAUGAGUAAGCACACAGGUGACCGUAAGUUCAUGUGUACGGAGGAAGGGUGUGGCAAGUGUUUCACACGCUCCGAGCACCUCAAGGGUCACAUGAUCACCCACAGCGGCGACCGGCCCUACAAAUGCAGCUUCCCAGAUUGUGAUGCCAGUUUCUCGGCACGAAGCAGUCUCUACGUCCACACAAAAAAGCAUAACGAAGGCCUGGAGCCGAAACCCCCUACUGUGUACGACUGUCCAGUUGAUGGCUGCGACAAAACAUAUCGAAACAAGAGCAGUCUCAACUCACAUAUCCUUAAAAUUCAUCUUCCAGGUUUUACCCAGGAGGAUCUACAGGGGGUUGACCUGAUGGCAGCAGCAGCCUCCCUGAACACCUUGGGUCUGGAAACCCCCGUCACAGCCUCGGCCUCUGUGUCCAGUCUCCCCCUGGCCUCGGCUGUGGACACCUUCCCAGUCACUGCUGCAGACUCCUUCUCAUCUGUUACACAGCCUGGUGCAGCUAAAGCCUCAGACAUGAGUUUUGAGGGUCAGGAGCAGCGUGUGUCAGACCUGAUGGUGACCAGUAGUGUGGAGGACCACAUCACCCCCAGCUUCCCCACGGAGAUCAUGUCCCAGCACAUGGGCAGCAACGUCGUCACCCAGUUUGUCGUCAACAGUAGUCUCAGCAGUCCGCCACACACCUUCACUGGCGUAACAACAACUCAGGAGCAGGAGCCCAUCCCCAUCACACCCACCAGUGAUCUGGACGCUGUGUCCAUCUUCCAGGAGAACCGCUCGGGUUCUGCCAGGACCGACUUCCGCUUCCGCUCCAAGAGAAACCGGCAGGCGGCCAUAACGCUGAACCGUUCACUCAGCAUGGACAGUUUCACAGACAUUGACAAAGAUGGGGAUGGCAGAGACCACAGCCUGUCUCCGUCUAAUUCUGACAUCGCGCCGUUCAGCCCCGGAGACGUCGUCAUCACGUCCUCGCGGUCGUUCAGCGCCGGUGACCUGAUCAUGACCUCUAGCGCCAUCACGCUGAGGGACCCCAACACUGGCUCACACUAUGUACAGACGCAGCUCUUACAGGAUGACCCCCCUGGUGAUGCAGACAUGACCUUCAACCCGGACAACCUCCAGCUACCCCCCCACAGCUCACAGACCCCUAUCCCCCCAGACCUCCCCGUCAACAUCCUCCAGGAAACCCCCUCCCACCCGGACAGCGAUCUGGACGAAUCCAUGGACGUAGACGCGACCGAAGCGUUCCGCCUCGAGCCUGCAGUGAGCUCGGCAAGCGGAGUCAACCAAUUCACCGAGAGUACUAUCAAUCUGCAAGAUCUCGAGUGAUGUUAUUAUCACAAUACUUAACUGUCAAUGGAUUGACCAAGAAAUCUAUGUACACAUGUAUUCUAAAUGUUAUCGUUACGAUAUAGCAGUGGAUGGAUUUAAAAACUAAGGAAAAAUCCAGUAAGGCUCUUGAAAUAAAUAUUUUCUCAUAGCCAUCAGUUGCAUUUAAGGACUAUGAUCGUACUUGAUGUUGUAAAAUAUGAACUUACGAAUAAAAUGCUUCCGACUAUCCUUGAA
Messenger RNA from Branchiostoma floridae (Florida lancelet), 3722 nucleotides. Its product is annotated as zinc finger protein ZXDC-like. The coding region runs from base 78 to 3485 and encodes 1135 amino acids. Gene Ontology annotation, molecular function: transcription coregulator activity. Gene Ontology annotation, cellular component: nucleus. Lineage: Eukaryota; Metazoa; Chordata; Leptocardii; Amphioxiformes; Branchiostomatidae. The transcript is spliced from 9 exons. Gene Ontology annotation, biological process: regulation of transcription by RNA polymerase II. The record is from RefSeq and is a predicted model, not a curated record.